Conger conger (European conger) is the source of this 1191-nucleotide messenger RNA. Its product is annotated as zona pellucida-like domain-containing protein 1. Gene Ontology annotation, cellular component: cell surface. The record is from RefSeq and is a predicted model, not a curated record. NCBI's taxonomy places the organism in Eukaryota, Metazoa, Chordata, Actinopteri, Anguilliformes, Congridae.
AUGCUGCUGAUAUGUCUUUUCAUGAUGGCUCUGGUUCUAUACCCAAGGCAAAGUGCGGGGUACAACUGCUCAUCUACAUACAAUCGGAUCCCAGACAACAGCGACCUGACGGUAGACUGCGGUACCAGCACGAUCAGUCUGGAGGUGAACCUCUGCACCGUGCUGUGGGCAGGGUAUGACUGGAGCAACCUGGCCUUGAACAGUCAGCACAACAACAGGCUCUGCAAGGGCGUCGAGGACACCAGCGUGAACCCGCCCAUCAUCCGGUUCCAGCUGCCCCUGAACUCCAGCCAGGAAAACCCCUGUCGGAAGUCCCUGAGGAUUGUUGAUGAGACACCCACCUCUGGUGUGUUCGGUUCCUUCUCCAAUAUCCAAUCGAUCAUCAUCACAAGCUUCAUCGACACACCGCAGGCUACAGACGGUGUGAUCAGCUACUCCACAGAUCUGUACUACCACUUCUCCUGCCGAUACCCACUGGAGUACCUCCUCAACAACACCCAGAUCACAUCAUCCUCAGUCUCAAUCGCUACCACAGACAGCAAUGGUACCUUCAUCAACACUCUCAGCAUGAGUGUGUACAAUGACACUGACUACGAGUACCCCCUUGUGGUUCCAGAGACAGGGCUUGAUUUACGCACCAAGGUUUAUGUGGAGGUCAAGGCUACUAACCUGACGGGAAACUUCCACGUGCUCCUGGACCACUGUUUCGCCACCCCCACUGCGUACAAUAUGUCGGCCACCGAAGAACAUGACUUCUUCAUCGGGUGCAUUGUGGAUCUGAGGACGGUGAUCGAGGAGAACGGCAUUGGAAAGAGCUCGCGCUUCAACUUUGAGGCCUUCCGCUUCGUGCAGCACCGUGACCAAGACAAGUCCACCAUUUACCUGCACUGCAUCCUGCGUCUUUGUGAGCCCAACCAGUGUCAGAAACUGGUGAACGCUUGCAACAGUGCAAGGAGGAAGAGAUCACUGGAGCCCUUUGGAUCAUCGUCAACAGAUUCCACAACGAUUACUGCAGGUCCCCUCCACGUCAAGGAUUACGGUGACUCUGAUUCAGCACGAGGUGACACCAAUGUGACAGGACUGGUGGUGGGGCUGAUCUUCGCCUGUGCCGGCGCCGCCCUGGUGGUCAUGGGGGCUUGGUUCAUUCUGAAGAAGUUUUUUGUAAAUGGGCUGCCCCACACCUUCAACUGA